Messenger RNA from Asparagus officinalis (garden asparagus), 1285 nucleotides. Its product is annotated as multiple organellar RNA editing factor 1, mitochondrial-like. Lineage: Eukaryota; Viridiplantae; Streptophyta; Magnoliopsida; Asparagales; Asparagaceae. Gene Ontology annotation, cellular component: mitochondrion. The record is from RefSeq and is a predicted model, not a curated record. Gene Ontology annotation, biological process: cytidine to uridine editing; mitochondrial mRNA modification. The transcript has 5 exons.
CCCUUGGCAUUUCAUCCUCCCUCGAUUCCAAAAACCCUAGCUCCCCUCCCCAAAACCCUAGCCCCCCAUGGCGCUCUCUCUCCGCGUCCGGCGAGCUCUCACCCUCUCCUCCUCCAUCCUCGACCGCCAUUUCUCGUCGAUCUCCUCCUCCCCUCGUCUCUUCUCCCCGAAACCCUACCCUUCCACCCCGGGAAACCCUAGCCCUCACCCUACACCGAGGCCUCACUCCCUGAUCCGACCCCAAUCGUUUCGGUCGUCGCCGGCCUUGAUGGACCGGCGAUUUGAUAGCAAGGAGCCGGAGAUUGGGCCUGACGAUAUCUUGUUCGAGGGUUGCGAUUAUAAUCACUGGCUGAUUACUAUGGAUUUCCCAAAGGAUCCUGAGAAUGCGCCGACGGCCGAGGAAAUGGUCGCGACUUAUGUUAAGACCGCUGCUAUGGUCUUUGGAAGUGAAGAGGAGGCAAAGAAGAGAAUUUAUGCUUGCAGCACAACAACUUAUCAGGGUUUCCAAUGUGUAAUGGAUGAGGAGACAUCUGAGAAAUUUAGGGGUUUGCCGGGAGUUGUUUUCAUUUUGCCAGAUUCAUACAUUGAUCCUGUGAACAAGGAAUAUGGAGGGGAUAAAUAUGAAAAUGGGGUCAUUACGCAUAGGCCACCUCCAAUUCAAUAUAGAAGGCAAGACGGGAGGCAAGGACGGUAUGGUGAUAGGAACAGAAACUAUGAACAGCAAAGCCAAGGACGGUAUGGUGACAGGCAAGGAAAUGUACCACAAGAUGGUAGGGGUCAGCGCUUCAGCCCGCCACCUCAAGAUGGAAGGGGCUUUGGGCCCCCACCGCAAGAUGGAAGGGGCUUUGGGCCCCCACCGCAAGAUGGAAGGGGCUUUGGGCCCCCACCGCAAGAUGGAAGGGGCUUUGGGCCCCCACCGCAAGAUGGAAGGGGCUAGGAUGGAAGAGGUUUUGGGCCCCCGCCGCCUAGUGGAGGACGAGAUGGUUAUCAUGGAGGACAAAGAGAUCAAAUGCCUCCUUAUCAGAGCGAGUUUCCUCAAGGACAGCAAGGUGGUUUCCCUCCACAGGAACAGAGGAAUUUCGCCAAUGAACAAGGAGGAGAUUAUAGGCCUGGAUCUACAGGGAACUAUGGACAGGGGUCGGGUCCUGGUUUUGCUGGAGGAUUUAGACAGGGUCCAGGAGCAGGUUACAAUGGUGAUGCUGGACAAUACAGGCAAGGACCGGGUUUUGUUCAAGGACAAAACUCAACUGGUCCUGUUGAAGGACAGUGGCAGGGGAAAUAUUGA